Molecule: messenger RNA, 654 nt
Organism: Penicillium subrubescens
Lineage: Eukaryota; Fungi; Ascomycota; Eurotiomycetes; Eurotiales; Aspergillaceae
Exons: 2
Coding region: 1-654 (217 amino acids)
Biological process (GO): cellular response to oxidative stress
Source: RefSeq, a predicted model, not a curated record
AUGGGCUCCACUGCUGUUGAAUUCAAGAACUCUGCCACCUCCACUCUCCUGGAGCUGGUCAAGAGCCGUCGGACCUACUACGGUCUGAAGGCCGAGAGCCCCAUCUCCGAUGAUGCCAUUGAGAGCAUCGUCCAGGACUCUGUUCUCCAUGUUCCCAGCUCUUUCAACACUCAGACCUCCCGUGUUGUUCUCCUCCUGAAGGAGGAGCACAAGAAGGUCUGGGAUAUUGCUAUUGGCGCGAUGGAGGGCCUGGUUGCCGCUGGACAUGUGUCCAAGGAGAUGUUCGAGAACCACACCAAGCCCAAGUUGGACGCUUUCCGUGCCGCUUAUGGAACUGUCCUCUUCUUCGUUGACUACGAGUCCCUCGCUGGUAUCAAGGAGAAGUUUGCUACCUAUGCCGACAAGUUCGAUCCCUUUGCGCUGGAGUCUAACGCCAUGUCCCAGUACCUUGUGUGGCUCGCUCUCGAGUCUGAGGGUUUCGGUGCCAACCUUCAGCACUACAGCCCCCUGAUUGACGAGCAGAUCGCCAAGACUUGGGACCUGCCCGCCCAUUGGAAGUUGGACGCCCAGCUGGUCUUUGGUGUCCCCGCUUCUGAGCCCGGCGAGAAGACCUUCGAGCCUCUUGAGAACCGCUUCAAGGUCUUCGGCAAAUAA